Mus pahari (shrew mouse) is the source of this 2985-nucleotide messenger RNA. RefSeq names its product spermatogenesis associated serine rich 2 (gene Spats2). Gene Ontology annotation, molecular function: protein binding. The record is from RefSeq and is a predicted model, not a curated record. The transcript is spliced from 13 exons. Gene Ontology annotation, cellular component: cytoplasm. Bases 486 to 2123 code for a protein of 545 amino acids. Lineage: Eukaryota; Metazoa; Chordata; Mammalia; Rodentia; Muridae.
GCGGCGUCGGGCCUUGGGCGAGCUGGGGGAGGAGCGCGGCAGCGACGGCGGCGGCUCCCGAGGACGAGGGCGAGGAGGAGGCGGAGGCUCUUCUUUCCUCAUCCCAGACCCGGGAGCGUCCGGAACGCAGAGCCCGGAACUGGGGGGACGCGGCGGCUGCAGGGAGCGGGGGCUAGAAUCUCCCUGGGGAAAGACAUGACUGUCUGCAAUGAUACAUCCUGACAAGAAGUUGAUACCAGAGAAGGAAAAGAAAUUGACAGCUAGUGAACAGAAUUUUGGAUUUAUUACUUCCAACUAUAGACUUCUAUUGCCACUUUUAAAUUAGCAGGAUUCCCAGAUCUUGGACGAAGAUAAUUUCUUCUGGUUUUUGUUUGUUUUCUCUCUCUUUUUUCUUCCUUCCUUCCUUUCUCCCUUCCUUCCUUCCUUCAAUCCUUCCUUUCUUUCUUUUUUUUUUUUUUUUUUAAUUUGAUCGUGAGGAAACUGCAAUGUCUAGGAAACAAAGCCAGAAAGAUUCAUCAGGAUUCAUUUUUGAUUUGCAGUCCAAUACUGUCCUGGCCCAGGGAGGAACCUUUGAGAACAUGAAGGAGAAGAUAAACGCAGUGCGUGCGAUAGUUCCCAAUAAGAGCAACAAUGAGAUCAUUCUGGUCUUGCAGCACUUUGACAACUGCGUGGACAAAACAGUGCAAGCGUUCAUGGAAGGUAGUGCCAGUGAAGUACUCAAAGAAUGGAUAGUAACUGGCAAAAAAAAGAACAAAAAGAAGAAAAGCAAGCCAAAACCUGCAUCAGAAGCAAGUAGCAGUGCCCCGGACUCCAGUAAGUCAGCACCUGUCCAAGAGGAGCAGCCUGCAUCCUCCGAGAAAGGCAGCAUCAAUGGUUACCAUGUCAACGGGGCCAUCAACGACGCCGAGUCUGUGGACUCACUCAGUGAAGGUCUGGACACGCUGUCAAUAGAUGCCAGAGAGCUGGAGGAUCCCGAGUUUGCCACAGCAGAGACCCUGGACAGAGCUGGAUCUGUGCUGGAGAAUGGUGUCUCUGACUUUGAACCAAAAUCUUUGACUGCGCACUCUAUCUCGAAUGUCCAGCAAUCCCGGAACACUGCCAAAUCUCUGUCCAGAACCACCCCAGGAGCACAGGUUUCAAAUCUGGGAAUGGAGAAUGUUCCACUCUCUUCCACCAAUAAAAAGCUAGGUUCUAAUAUUGAGAAAUCGGUGAAAGAUCUCCAGCGCUGCACUGUUUCUCUUGCGCGGUACCGAGUUGUCGUUAAAGAAGAGAUGGAUGCGUCUAUUAAGAAAAUGAAACAAGCGUUUGCCGAAUUGCAAAGCUGUUUAAUGGAUCGAGAAGUGGCACUGCUUGCUGAGAUGGAUAAAGUGAAAGCUGAAGCAAUGGAAAUCUUGCUCAGCCGGCAAAAGAAAGCAGAGCUUCUAAAGAAGAUGACAGAUGUGGCCGUUCGCAUGUCAGAGGAGCAGUUGGUUGAACUCAGGGCCGAUAUCAAGCACUUUGUUAGUGAGCGGAAAUAUGAUGAAGAUCUUGGAAGGGUAGCCCGCUUCACCUGUGAUGUGGAGACUCUGAAACAGAGUAUUGAUUCAUUCGGACAAGUGUCUCAUCCAAAGAACAGCUAUUCAACCCGAUCUCGAUGCAGCUUGGUGGCACCUGUGUCCUUGAGUGGCCCAAGUGAUGGCUCUGCUGCUUCUUCCUCCCCUGAUGCCUCUGUUCCUAGCCUCCCAGGUGCUAACAAGAGAAACUGUGCCCCAAGAGAGGCCUCUGCAGCCAUGACAAACUCCAGUGACCGGCCCUGCCAGGCUCAUCGGGAGGUAUUUCCAGGCACCAGGAGAGGAGGACAAGGCUACCGGGCACAAAGCCAAAAGACCUCUGACCCCCCAAACCAAGGGCGGCAUGACAGUGUGGGCCGCUACAGAAACAGCUCAUGGUACUCUUCCGGGCCCAGGUACCAGGGUGUUCCACCACAAGCCCCAGGAAACGCUGGCGAGCGGAGUCGCCCUUACUCUGCAGGGACCAAUGGAACUGGAGCCAUCUCGGAGCCUAGCCCACCCAAGCCUUCGUUCAAAAAGGGGCUCCCACAGCGCAAACCAAGGGCCUCUCAGGCUGAAGCUGCGAACUCUUGAGGGGAAUUCCAGUUGGCCUCUCUUCUCUCCCAUCCAGUUCAACCUAAUAACUGGACUUUAGGAAAUGUAUACUUAGAUUUAAUAACAAAAAGAAAUUUAUGCAUAUCUCUUUGGACCAUCCUGAAUAUUUUUGAUUUCUUCUCUCCUUAUUUUUUGAAUGAAAGCUGUUCCCUUGGCCUCUCCUGGUGAUGUGGACUGACUCUGCUUGGUCGUUUUUCACCAGGGACCAGGGCAACUCUUGCCAGUUUUCCCAAAGGUGAGCUGCCUUCUUCCCAGUGCACCUCACCUCCAGCUGCUUACCACAGAGGCUCACGGGAGGAAGACUCUCGCCCUAGUCCCGCCUCCAGUCCAUUCGAAGCAGAUGCCACAGGUGCCUGCCAGGUUCCCACCAAUUGACUGUUUGAGCGGGGGCAGAAAUGAGGGGUUUUAUACAGUACUAGGUCAGCCAUAAAAGGGAAAUGUGUGUUCGUGAAACAGAGAGAGCACGGGGACAUCUGAGAACCUGCCUCUGUCUGGAAUGUGCCUGAGAUCUGACACUCGAGUCAGGGUUUCCGUCCCACACUUGGCACCGUACCUUAACCUGCGGUUUCUUCCAAAUGCCCAAAGCCUUGCUUCCUCUUAUCUUAGGCUGAAACCCAGCCUCAGGAAAUCUAUGUGAAAGUAGCAUUUUAAGUUUUUUAAAAGAAAAAAUGUUUUUCUUUGUUUCAGUGUUUGGAGAUUUUUGUUGUUUUCCUUCCCUUUCCUGAAUCCUGUUAUGAACCAAUUUUAUAUAAUAUAAUUAGUGUUAAUCCAAGGUGUUACUCGUCACCGUGGCUGCGGUCAUCUUUAUAAGUGAAUAAAUAAAAGCUAGUGCAUCACAUGA